AAAGCAAAUGCGCCUGACUUUUCUUGCAUGGCUCAAGCGGCACGCGACUGUCUCUCCGUUCCCUCUAUUGAGGUGGGCGUGGAACGUUCUUUUAGUGGUGCACGAGACGUGUUGGGUCUUAGGAGACACUCUAUGAAUGCAGAGACGAUGAGAUGGCUUGUACUCCUGAAGGGACACUGA
Molecule: messenger RNA, 180 nt
Organism: Eremomyces bilateralis CBS 781.70
Lineage: Eukaryota; Fungi; Ascomycota; Dothideomycetes; Eremomycetales; Eremomycetaceae
Exons: 1
Molecular function (GO): protein dimerization activity
Source: RefSeq, a predicted model, not a curated record